UACUUGCCAAGGCACCAAACGGGUGACAGAUGAAUGAUGAAAUAAAAGCCUGAGCAACAGCAUCCAUUGUCUGAGAGAGAUAGCGCUGAAGGAAUCAGGUGUUGCAGACAGGGAUGCUUUGUUAUCUGGGGGCUGCUCUGCUGGGGCACCAGUGGGCUGGUGAGGAAGGAGCACAGGUGUGUUAGUUAUAUUUGAGGGAAAGAGUGCUAUAAUCUGUCUGCUGUAGAGUGCAGGCAUGCCAUCAGUUGCCAUCAUUCAGUAUCACAGCAGGACACUGUAUGUGGUAACUGGUGUCGAAGGAGGCUUCGGGGAGAGUGACAUCUGCAAUCAGUUAACCUCCUCUUCCUUUCACCCUCUGUACAAGGCAUUCAAAAGCUCAGUUGAAGGAAAACUUCCUUCUUUUUGGAGAAAAAAAAAAAAAACCAACCCAAAACAAAAACAAACAAAAACCCAAACCAAACCAAAAACCAAACAAAAAAAAAAAAAAAACCCAAACCAAAUCAGCUAACAAUUACCAGCUUCCUAGAUUGAAGUUUUCAUAACUGCCCUGAAUGGCCAUAAGAUGAUCCUCUCCCCCAAAACAAGUGCUAAGAGUAAACAACUGGCCAGUGUGCCAGAUGCGUUCCCUGAUAAGCCUGUGAUAGGCAGAAAGCAGACUGCCUUGGGCUGUCUAUUACAAGGCAGAAUGUAAAUAAUUUUUCUCAGAUUAGCAGCGUCUGAAAUGUGGAAGCUCCAAAUGCAUUCACUUGCUUUGAAAGAGGGCGACAAAGAGUAACGGCAGAGGCACUGCAAGUUUCCUGGCUUGUAAUGCGUAGAAAUCCAUUUGGGAUGGACAUUUGCUGCCGGAAAGGAUCGAGAAGCCCACUCCAGGAACUCUAUAAUCCCACCCAGUUGUCCAACACAGCGAUUCUUCAUCAGAUUAGACGAGACCAAGUGACAGACACGUGCCGAGCAAACAGCGUCUCUAGCAGGAAGCGCCGUGUGCUGACACCCAACGAUCUCAAACACCUGGUUGUGGAUGAAGAUCAUGAAAUGAUCUAUUGCUAUGUUCCCAAAGUGGCCUGCACAAACUGGAAGAGAGUCAUGAUGGUUUUGACAGGAAGAGGCAAGUACAGCGACCCAAUGGAAAUCCCAGCCAAUGAAGCCCACGUGUCUUCGAACCUGAAGACCCUCAACCAGUACAGCAUCCCAGAGAUCAACCACCGCUUGAAAAACUACAUGAAGUUCCUCUUUGUUCGCGAGCCUUUUGAGAGACUGGUGUCAGCCUAUAGGAACAAGUUCACCCAGAAGUACAACACCUCCUUCCACAAGCGAUACGGCACCAAAAUCGUGAGGCGCCAGAGGAAAAACGCAACCCAGGAAGCUCUGCGCAAAGGCGAUGACGUGAAGUUUGAAGAGUUUGUGGCGUAUCUCAUCGACCCGCACACCCAAAGAGAAGAGCCCUUCAACGAGCACUGGCAGACUGUGUACUCCCUCUGCCACCCUUGCCACAUCCACUACGACCUCAUAGGCAAAUACGAAACACUUGAAGACGAUUCAAAUUACAUUCUCCAGCUGGCGGGAGUAGGCAACUACCUGAAGUUCCCCACCUAUGCAAAGUCUACGAGAACUACUGAUGAAAUGACCACAGAGUUCUUCCAGAACAUCAGCUCCGAGCACCAAACACAGCUGUAUGAAGUCUACAAACUUGAUUUUUUAAUGUUCAAUUACUCAGUGCCAAGCUACCUGAAAUUGGAAUGAGGGACAGGUCGGGGGGAGAGAGGGGAGAGAAAGCCUGUUUUAUUUAAGAUUUUUAUUUGUCAUAUUAAAUAUGGAGAAUGGGUUAUUUUGUAAAUUAAUAUUUUCUUUUUUUGAAUGAUGCUGCGAGCAGCACAGUCAAAGUUAUUUAAAUCAACUGUAAGAAAGGACAGCUCUCUUUGCAGGGUAACAGGAUUGUGACAAUCUAGCUGUAGAAAUGAAUAAUACUGCUACACUGUUAAAAAAAAUUUUAAUUGUGUUCUGGUGAAUUUCAUUGAUCUUGCAUUCCUCAAAUUCUAAUUAAUGUUAUUUAUACUUAUUUAAAACAUGGUCUCUUGGUAGGUGUCACUUAAGCAGCAGAGAUGACAUUUGGACUAAAGGAGCCUGGUUUUGUGCUUUCCUCAGUUGAGUUUGUCUCCAGAUAAUGAGAUUCUUCAUCAGCUGUUGAUGCAGGUUAAUAGGGGAAGGGUUCUUGAUACCACACGCUUGAAAAGAGUGGUGGAAAUUAUUUCUUCAAAAAGUGAUAUUGCACAUAAGCAUACUAAAAAAAAAAAAAAAAAAAAAAAAAUUCUGUCUUUCUAGCCCUGAAAGGGAAAAGUAAAACAGAUUUUGAUAGAUUCAUGACAUCUAAAACCCAUGACCAAAAGAAAUGUGAAUGUAUUCCUUGGGAAGAGAAACCAUGAACUUUUUGUAAAUUUGGACUUAACAUUUUUAUCAAGAAUACGACCAGUCCCAUUGUCUCUUAAUUUGAAGCCUGCCAGCCCACAUGAAUGCAGAUUUGUGGAUGGUCCAUCAGAAAAAAUCAGCACUUUGAAAGUGGCUGUAGAGAUUUUAGAAUGCCCAAAAGCGAUUGGCAUUCACUUAGUUCACAUCCAGGAUGGGGGUGGGGGGGAGCUCCAUCCUUUGCAAGUCAUCCCUCCCUAACUGAUCUUAAGAUGGACAACCCAAAUUUGUUCAAAAAACACUGGUCACAAUACAUUGCUAUAAAGGAUGUGAGCAUGUCAUUUGAAAAGUCAGAAAGUCGUCUUCGUGUUGAUCUCUGAGCAUGCAAGGCAAUAAAAAAGGUCUCAUCUUCCUACACGCUGGUUUCAUGGCUUUUUCCCAGGGGGAGUGGGGAGACUUCUUUUAGUCGAUGCCUAAAUACCAUUGACAGGGAUGUUUCUAAUUCCCACUGGGUUAGUAUUUAUUCUAAGCUCUAGUGUGAGAUCAUGGCCUUUUUAGUUAAGGUGAACGUCUCGGCAAUGAUUGUUUUGGGUAUAGCAGCUUGUUGGGAUGGCAGAUUGUACCAGGCGUAGCACACUGAGCCGUUGUUUUGGGCAAGCAAGCAGCAAUCUAUUCACAGCGAAUAAAUAAUGAAAAGUGGGAUUUCAGUGUGGAUCUAUUAGGAAGCGAGUGAGCAGAAGUACAGGCUUCUCUGAAUGUUUGCUUUGGUUUGAUGUAGGUGAGGUGUAGAGCCGAGCAAGAGGGCCUGGGGAGCAGUCUGUAGCCACCCCAAGCUGCCCCGUCCUGGGGCGGCAGCGCCGGCAGCCGGCUGAGGGGCAGAAGGAGGUAGAGGCUUAAAUAGAGGCACUCGUGGGAACAUAAAAUCUGUUCUGAAGUUGAUUGGUGGUUACAGUGGAGUUUUAACUUGCCUCCGUGUCAAUCUUACGAUCGGACCAAACCCUUCUAGAAAUUAGUGAAGAUUUAAAUAAAUUCAGCUAAAGGCAGAGCUGGUUUAGCAGUAUCAGAGCUAAAUCUUGAAAAUGUCAUAUUGUACAGUAGCUGAUAAUAUCUGUUGAAUUACAUUAGUCUCCAGGACACAUGUGGUUAAAGAAGAAAAAUAGGUUCCAUCUUAUUUUAUUAAAAUAAGUCACUGAAUAAAUCUCAGCUAAGAACAAAUUAACGUAACAAACAGCAGCUGAAGUCCUUUUCACAAUUAGAUUUGGUCUUAGCCAGGAUUCAGGUCAUUAUUUUUUUAUCAUACCCUACAAAUAAAUCUCCCAAUCUUCUGGAACAGCCACAGUUUUCAUAACCCAGGUCCUGUUUAUAACCCCCAGCGCUGACCCGGUGGCUCGGGAAGAGCUGGCUGGCUGCACCUGGCAGCACCGAGCUCCUGAGCGGGUCCUGGUCACAGGCUGAUGUUUCACUUGAAAGCAGUUUUGUGUCAUUUAGAGUUUGCGGAGCUGUUUCAAGUGCCUAUCACAGUGUGGCCUGGGUUUCUUUUGUUCAUUGUUCAAUGGUUCUAAGUUUGUUAAAAAAAAAAAAAAAUCUGUCUGAGGGUAGAUUCCCCCUCUUCCCUCCCUUCCCAGUAUUUCCCACGAGCUAUUUGUGUGCUUGUUUGGUCUUGCAUCCAACAGUGCUCAUAUUUUAGUCCAGUUUUCUCUUCAGUUAGCUGUUAAUCCCUCCAACAGAAUGUGAUGUGAACUUUUUUAAUUAAAAAAAAAAAAAAAAGUUGCUUUGGAAAGUAAAUAUUUUAAAACCAGGGUGUGCUUUCCCCCUUUCUUUUUGUACUUUUCUCUGUCAUGACCAUGCUUUCAUCUGUUCUGAAGUAUUCUCUUCAGUUUCAGUCUUUGGAAACGCAAAACCCCUACUUGACAGCUAUGAUAGAAAAGCUUUAGGUGAAAAACAAGUUCAGGAGCUCUGAGGGGUGAGCCCUACUCGAGCUGGGAUUUUUAGCAGCAGCUUUGGGUUUGAUUACCCAGAUUCUGCCUCCCCGCCCUAAGGGUGGAUGCUCAGCACCCACAUGGCUUUUAUGUGGACUUAAGUGAGUACUUAAAAGAAGCUACUUGCUUUUUAUAAAACCUUGUCCCCAAACUACUACAAACUGUCCAUUUAGUGUGUUAAGUCUAUUUUGGGGUGCUGUGAAUGGGCUGUAGAUGUGUGUUUAAAAUGAACAGCUGACUUGCUGGAUGCGAUCGUGUCCUGCCCACGGAGCACAAAGCCCUCACCAGUUUGGAGGAGGGCCACAAAUGUUAAGGAAAAGCCCUUUUUUUUUUUUUUUUUUUCUUUUGGUCUACUGGGUGUAUUGUUCUGACUGAGCCAAAAAAAAUAUCUCUUUCCACUGCACCCAUACAGGAGGAUGUUCAGAGUCGUUCCUCCUUAUCUUGGUGAGCUGGCAGCCCCCGCCUGCAGUGCGGGUGCAGCUGGGGAACAGGGCUGGUUUUGUCCCCACCUCUUCACUGGGUUUCCCAGCUGGAGGAGAAGAGGGGGGGGGGCUGGUCUGAUCCCGAGCUCUGCCUCCCUCCCUGGCUUCGUUCUGAUGUGGCCACAACUGGUCCCAGGCAGCAAAGAGGCAGAACUGCAGCCACAGCAAAAUGCAAGAUACAGACGUGCGGGGAGCUGCUGCUGCAGAAGGCUGUGCGCUGGUUAUGGGCGAGCAGUGGUGAGCGCGGAGGGGACCCAGCAGGGAAGGUCCUGCUCCCCACCUCUGUCCCCAGCCCCCCUCAAAGCCACAGGGCCCGGGGAGCAGUGCUCCCCACCUCUGAGCAGCCGGUGCCUCCCCGUCAUUCGGCAGGGCCAGCGCUGAGCCCAGCAGCGCCUGCAGCUCCGUACCCGGCGCGAUGCCCACAGCCGGGGUUCCUUCCUCCCAGGUGGCCCCAAGCACCUUAACCCAGAGCCCAGUCCCCCCUGAACGUGGGGGGGACUCCUGGGCAGCGGGAAGUGCCCCCCCCAAACCUGCCUUGGUCCAUGCUUCAGCCUCUUCACAAACCAUGUCCACUGUCUCAGAAACGUGAAAACUGCCUGAACCAUGCGCUGUGUAAAACAAGGGAAAUAAAUAAUCCCCAAGCAGAAGUGCUUUUAGAAGUAAGUUGACCCCAGAUGUUUUAAGGUUUCACUGUAGUCUGCUGCACUUUUCAGGUACAAAAAGGGACUGUCCUUACUAUUACUCUUGUUACAGAGAGUGUUAUUUUCUUACAUGCAUGCACAGUACAAUGUGUACGAAUAAUUUAACAUCGAUGUGGGGUUGGAUUUUUUUUUUAACCUAUUUGUAUGUAGUAGAAGGCUUGUUGUAGAAGAGUAUCUCCUCAUACCUAAAUAUACUGUUGAUAAAGAAAAAAGCUAAAUUAUACAUUGCCAACACAAGUGUGAACUGCUCAUGAAUCUUUCCUUAAAAAAGCCAUUCAAGCCUGAUUAUUUUUCUAAGUAACUUCAAUUAAAUUGAAGAAAGA
Molecule: messenger RNA, 5885 nt
Organism: Tyto alba (common barn owl)
Lineage: Eukaryota; Metazoa; Chordata; Aves; Strigiformes; Tytonidae
Gene: CHST11
Product: carbohydrate sulfotransferase 11
Exons: 3
Coding region: 808-1740 (310 amino acids)
Biological process (GO): carbohydrate biosynthetic process; proteoglycan biosynthetic process
Cellular component (GO): membrane
Molecular function (GO): sulfotransferase activity
Source: RefSeq, a predicted model, not a curated record